CUCAAGCAAGGUUCUCAAAGGUGGUACAAGAUGGUAGACAAGAAAUGCCGCCCAGUUCCCGUCCUCGUUACGGAAGACGAGGAAGCAUACUACGAGAGGGAACGAGGGUUGAUACGGCGAAUGAGGGAGAGUGCUCUAGCAGGACCAUGUCGUAUCAACGAAGGGAAUGAGGGGAGGUUGAUUACAGGAGAACCUGACUUCCUACUCCCUCAGAAGCGAACGUUGAUGGUGGAGUUAAUGAAGAGGAGGCAUCGCGCCAAUGCGUUUAGUGACGACGAGCGCGGCAGGCUGGAUGUGGACAAGAUACCUAUGAUACGUAUCCACACCGUGCCACAUGAACCCUGGAACAUGAGAGGGGCGAGAUAUCCUAAUCCUGACGUGGAAAAGAAGGUGGUGGAUUACCUCGACGGCAAGAUACGAACGCACGUUGCCGAUUAUUCGAGUGGGCCGUAUGCGUCCCCGUGGUUUUUCUUCAUCAAACCUAACGGGACGCUGCGGUCUGACUUUACGAAGACAGCCAUGCCAAGAGGAGGGAGGGGGACACGGCCGCCUCGGAGGCCGUUGGGAGCAUCAGGAGGAUAUGAGCAGCAUGGGCCUCACUAUCGACAGAGUACUCUGGUAUACGAUGAUGGGGACAUCGAGCUAUUCCUGGAUGGUUUUUGGGAUCAUGCAAGGCAUAUGGGCUGGACCGUGGCCCAGGCAAUUGAGAGACUGAGGGGAGCAGGCAGGUUCGAGGAGCCCGUCGCGUGGAUCCAUAGAGAGGGGACGACGAGAUCAGAGGUGGAGUGGAGGAUGCAGGAGCUGCGACCCUCGCCUGUGGGACCUGAUGGCAGGCCGAUCCGCCUGGAGAUUGGAAAUGUGUCGGACUUCAUCCCCGCGUUUGAGUGGCUCAUGGCACAUCUGAGGGAGACCUUUCGACGGCCAGAGCCCCCUCCGCCCAGAGUUGAGAGGCAUCAGAGGAGUCAGAGGCAAAGGGACCCUGAGCCCAAGGAGGUGAGACCGUCUCGAGGAGGACGAAAGGCCCUAUCUAGGAGAGAGGAGGAGCCAGAGCCAGACGCUGAGGAGCGAGACGCAUACCCUGAGUGUGGGUUGGGACCAGUGGAGUUCCAUCGGUUUGCCGAAGGUGAAUUGAGGAGGUCCCCAGCACGCAAGGGUGAAGAGCAUGGAGAGCAGGCAGAGGAGGAGCCACGAGAGGAGGUGCUACAGAAGGAGGUCCAGGAUACUCAGCGAGAGAGAGGGCUAGGCGAUGAGGAGAGGCGUGCAGGGAAGGAAGUGAUCGAGGUUGGAGAGGACACGCCCCCUCAGACACCAGCGGUGGGUUUGAGACUCGGGGAUGCACAGUGGAACACUCACCAGGCAGGGGAGAGAUUGCUGAGAGAGGAGACCCCAUUACCUUCAUCAGAAAAGGCUCCUUCGCAAGAAGGGAGAGCAGAAAGGAGGAGAGAAAGAGCAGCUGUAAGGAGAGAAGCCUUGACCCUCAUUGAUAGACACCUAGCAGCUCAUGCCCUAGACCACCCAGACCUGGAAGAGCCAACACGUGCAGAGCCACGCAGUGAGUCGUGCCAGCCCGAGAAGGAGAUGGAGGCAGAGAUCCCGAAGAGGGUUGACCUCCGCACGAGGGAAAGGGCGCCAGCUGGAGAGACAGCAGAGGAAAAGGGGGCGAGAAGAACCAGGAGGAUAAACGAGAUAUGGCAAGAGAGGCAGAGCUUGGAGGCAACGGGGGAGCUUUCGGAGCAGCACGAGGAGAGGCAGAGAUCGGAGGCAGCAUGAGCGCUCCCAGGGCAGCCACCCAGCGCGCCAGCUAGGGCUCCGGAGAUCCCUGAGAUGUGGAGGGACUUCUGGGAGCAGAGAGGAGAGGAGCUUCCUUCGCCAGUCAGAGUCGGGUUCGGGGUGGCAAGGAAGGCGGAAGAAAGGUUGGAUGGCAAAAUCAAGUUUCAAGCCAAGG
Molecule: messenger RNA, 1945 nt
Organism: Chara braunii
Lineage: Eukaryota; Viridiplantae; Streptophyta; Charophyceae; Charales; Characeae
Source: the annotation of a GenBank genome assembly